AAAGUCUGACUCAACUUUACUGGAGGUUUUUUAAAGUCGACGUAACCGUGCUGAGAGAACUCAAGGAUGAGAGUGAGGCCUGAUGGGAGUCGGGGAUGAGCUGGCAGACAGGCUGAGGAAACAGAAAACAGCUGAUUUGGAUGUAAACACCAUGAAGAGCGUGCUGCCAGCCCGGCACCAGAGAUCCUGGAGCAACGCCGGACCACACGGCGUCCUGGCCCUGGUCUGCUUUUCCAUCCUCAACCAGCAGGUCAGCGCCUCCGUCCUGGAGAGUCUGAUCGCCAAACGGAGCGAGUAUUUGGAGAACUGUAACAGAUCUUUGCUGGCUGAUACUGCGUCACAAACCGGAAUCUUCUGUAAAGGAACCUUUGACGUGUUUGUAUGUUGGCCUCAUUCUCCUCCUGGAAACGUCUCUGUGCCCUGUCCCUCUUAUUUACCCUGGAUCAGCGACGACGUGUCCAGGAGAGCGCACCGUGAGUGUUUGGAGGACGGGAGGUGGAGACUGAAGGAGAACUCGUCUGAGGUGUGGAGAGACGACGAGGAGUGUCAGGAGGAGAGAUACUUCAAAGAAAAGGAGGAUGAGAUGUACCGACAGACGGCCCUCAGGCUCAUCUCUGUGAUUGGCUACUCCCUCUCUCUCUCCUCGCUCGCCCUCGCCGUCCUGCUGAUGGGCCUGCUCAGGAAGCUGCACUGCACCAGGAACUACAUCCACAUGAACCUGUUCGUGUCGUUCAUCCUGAGGGCCGCCGCCGUCAUCUCCAAAGAAAUCAUCUUAUACGUCAUGUACUCCAACCUGCCCAAGGACGACCCGGGCUGGAACUCCUACUCCACGUCAGUGAUCUCGUGGAUGUGUAAGCUCUCUAAAGUCUGCAUGGAGUACUUCGUGGCCUGUAACUACUUCUGGCUGCUGGUGGAGGCCGUGUUCCUCCACACGCUGCUCUUCACCGCCGUGCUGACCAAGAGACGUCUGCUGAAGAAAUACAUGCUGCUGGGAUGGGGAACUCCCGUCCUCUUUGUGACACCGUGGACCGUCGUAAAGAUUUUAUAUGAAAACACAGAAUGCUGGUCGAUAGUGAACCCGUGGUUCUGGUGGAUCAUCAGAGGCCCCAUCACAUUAUCAGUGCUGGUGAUUUUCUUCAUUUUCAUAAAGAUCCUGAUGCUGCUGCUCUCCAAACUUAAAGCAGAUCAGGUCAAAUUCACCGACUACAGAUACAGUCUGGCUCGAGCCACUCUGGUCCUGAUCCCUCUCCUGGGGAUCCAUGAAAUCGUCUUCACCGUCCUGAUCGAUGAAUGUGUGGAGGGCAGCAGCCGCUACGCACGAAACUUCAUCAACCUCACGCUCAGCUCCUUCCAGGGGUUCCUGGUCGCCGUUCUCUACUGCUUUGCAAAUGGAGAGGUCCAGGCUGAGCUGAAGAAGCGCUGGCAGCUCUUCCUCUUGUCCAACCACUUCCAGGUGACCAGCUGCUUCCACGGCGUUCCCUUCAAACAGCUGUGGAAGUGCACCCGAACGCACCGCGCGCACUGCUCCUACGACAAGGGCGGGGCCUCCAACGCACACCCACACUUGCUGCAGGUGGCCGUGCAUCGAGGAGGGGAGGGAGCAGGGGGGCCAGGAGCAGGAGAGGUCAAAGGUCAAGGUCUAAAAGGUGGUGAGAUGACAGGACUGGACUUUCUGACCAGGAAGAGUGUGUCGAGCAGCGACGGAGAGGUGACGCUGGGAGAGACCAUGGAGGAGAUCCUGGAGGAGAGCCAGUUCUGAUCUGCUCUGUUGUACUCUUUAUGACCAAACAUGAGCGGAUUCAUGCUGAGGUUCCCCUGGAGGAGGGAUCAGUCUGUCGGCCUUAAAGCUGGAGAAAAGGUGGGAACAUUCAGAGGACAAAGAGAAAGUAGGAGCACAGAUCGUUGAGUAAACACACUCUGCUCCAGUUGGUCUGCUCUGAAUCUGCUGCUUGCAUGUCGGCCAUGUUGGCUCCUACUGGAGCUGGAGCCACUCCAGUUUUUUUAAGACGUUUUAUUUUCCUCAGAUCUUGACAUUCUCCCUCUAGUUCACACACCUUAAGCAUGAGCACCCCUGCUCCCACGUUACUGGUUUGGUCUAAGGUUGUGGCACAAGGAGCAGCAGGUGGACAGACUCAGAGAUGCUAACGAGACCACAGAGUUCAGCUUUGCUUUGAAAUAUGUAAAUAUGAAGUAAAACAAGCUAAACAAGCUGGAGGACGCUUAACCAUCCACAGGGGCGACCAAGAGGGCAUUUUCCUGCAUUUUUUAAACAGGACACCUCCUGUAACUCCUCCUGCAUGCCCACCUGAGUCCAUCAGUGCAGAAGUAAACCCCUGGACCCCCAAAGACGCCCCCCUGAGUCCAUCAGUGCAGAAGUAAACCCCUGGACCCCCAAAGACGCCCCCCUGAAUCCAUCAGUGCGGAAGUAAACCCCUGGACCCCCAAAGACGCCCCCCUGAGUCCAUCAGUGUGGAAGUAAACCC
This is a messenger RNA of Cheilinus undulatus (humphead wrasse), 2483 nucleotides long. Its product is annotated as glucagon-like peptide 2 receptor. Gene Ontology annotation, cellular component: plasma membrane. Gene Ontology annotation, biological process: cell surface receptor signaling pathway; adenylate cyclase-modulating G protein-coupled receptor signaling pathway. The coding region runs from base 83 to 1759 and encodes 558 amino acids. Lineage: Eukaryota; Metazoa; Chordata; Actinopteri; Labriformes; Labridae. The transcript is spliced from 13 exons. Gene Ontology annotation, molecular function: peptide hormone binding; glucagon receptor activity. The record is from RefSeq and is a predicted model, not a curated record.